UCUCGCCCGAGGGCCGCCUCUACCAAGUCGAGUAUGCUUUCAAGGCCAUAAACCAAGGCGGGCUUACGUCUGUAGCUGUUCGUGGGAAAGAUUCUGCAGUAAUCGUCACACAGAAGAAAGUACCUGACAAGUUACUGGAUUCCAACACAGUUACUCAUUUAUUCAAAAUCACUGAAAAUAUUGGCUGUGUGAUGACAGGAAUGACAGCUGACAGCAGAUCCCAGGUGCAGAGAGCCCGCUAUGAGGCUGCGAACUGGAAGUACAAGUAUGGCUAUGACAUCCCUGUGGAUAUGCUGUGUAAAAGGAUUGCAGAUAUUUCUCAGGUCUAUACGCAGAAUGCUGAAAUGAGGCCUCUUGGUUGCUGUAUGAUUUUGAUUGGUAUUGAUGAAGAACACGGCCCUCAGGUGUACAAGUGUGAUCCGGCAGGUUACUAUUGUGGAUUCAAGGCCACAGCUGCAGGAGUUAAACAGACAGAGUCAACCAGUUUUCUUGAAAAGAAAGUAAAGAAGAAAUUUGAUUGGACAUAUGAACAAACAGUAGAGACAGCAAUAACAUGCCUGUCUACUGUCCUGUCCAUUGAUUUCAAGCCUUCAGAAAUAGAAGUUGGUGUAGUUACAGUGGAAAAUCCUAAAUUCAGGAUCCUUACAGAAGCGGAGAUCGAUGUGCACCUUGUAGCUUUGGCAGAGAGAGACUAAUUAGCAUUUCCAUUUCCCUUGUCUGACCCUUCUGGCCAGGAUAUUUGGUGAAAAGAAAACACUUAUUAAUCGCUUUAGAUAAUGGGUGGAAAACAACGUUCACGGUAUAAUAGAUUUUACUCUGUACAAAUAAAACAGGUUUUUGAAA
Mesitornis unicolor (brown roatelo) is the source of this 843-nucleotide messenger RNA. It is a transcript of the gene PSMA6, whose product is annotated as proteasome (prosome, macropain) subunit, alpha type, 6. Gene Ontology annotation, cellular component: proteasome core complex, alpha-subunit complex; nucleus; cytosol. The transcript is spliced from 7 exons. Lineage: Eukaryota; Metazoa; Chordata; Aves; Mesitornithiformes; Mesitornithidae. The record is from RefSeq and is a predicted model, not a curated record. The coding region runs from base 192 to 695 and encodes 167 amino acids.